AUGCCGACUGCUAUGGUUUACCACGCCAAGGCGCAAUCCACCUUCAAGCCUCCUCUUAUUGCGAACGAGAAUGCUUUCCUGGGAGAUGUCGAUUCGAGCGACUCAUAUAAUCCCGAGAAGCCCAUCUCGGCUGGCUUCUACCGCCUGGAGAAGGGCACUCCUCUCGUUUACGAGUACACAUACGACGAGAUGAAGAUCAUUGUCGAGGGCGAGUUCGAAAUCUCAGACGAGACAGGCCAGAAGGUCACCGCACUGCCCGGAGAUGUGUUCCACUUUCCCAAGGGUUCCAAGAUCACCUUCACGACGCCGUCGUACGGGUUAGCGUUCUACACUGGACAGCGGGCGAGAGGAGCCGCUUGA
This is a messenger RNA of Aspergillus calidoustus, 360 nucleotides long. The record is from the annotation of a GenBank genome assembly. Lineage: Eukaryota; Fungi; Ascomycota; Eurotiomycetes; Eurotiales; Aspergillaceae.